Molecule: messenger RNA, 765 nt
Organism: Brassica rapa (field mustard)
Lineage: Eukaryota; Viridiplantae; Streptophyta; Magnoliopsida; Brassicales; Brassicaceae
Source: RefSeq, a predicted model, not a curated record
ACGUAACGUCAGGAGAGAGGCCGUCAAAGGUGCUCAUCUUCCCGUCGCCGGAAUCGUAACCCUAACAUUCCUUCGCUCCCUCAAUUCUCCACUGUUUAAAUUUCAUCGUCGUGGUUAUACAUGGUGUUGUUUUUAUAAGAAAAGAAAUCUCCAAAUGUAAUGGAGAAGAACGAGUGGGCAGAUGCGGUAUGUACGGUUUGUAUGGAGUGUCCUCACAAUGCUGUUCUUCUCCUAUGUUCAUCUCAUGACAAAGGUUGCCGUCCUUACAUGUGUGGAACUAGCUUCCGUUAUUCCAAUUGCUUUGAUCAGUAUAAGAAGACUAAGGCCAAUUUAAAGUGCCCGCUGUGCAGAGGCCAGGUCAAAGGUUGGACUAUUGUACAGCCUGCAAGAGAUGGUCUGAAUCUUAAGAAGAGGAGCUGUAUGCAGGAGAAGUGCUCUUUUGCUGGAACCUUCAAGGAGCUGAGGAAACACAUGAAAAAAGACCACCCUUGUGCACAGCCGCGUGAAAUAGACCCUGCUGUGGAGAUGGAAUGGCUAAGGUUGGAGAUUGAGGAGGACCGUAACGAUGUGAUGAGUGCAUAUGGCUUAGAAUCAGAUGAGGAAAUAGUCAGGAUACGUAGCAGGAGGAACCUUCGCCCACGCCGAGAGAACAUUUUCCUAGAUGAUAUUGGAUAGCAAGUUACUGUAUGUUGUUUUAUAUUUCACUUCUGUAUCCUUCUGAACUAAGACCAAAUGUUUAUCACUCAAAACUUCUUAUUCUGCUUU